Cygnus olor (mute swan) is the source of this 2733-nucleotide messenger RNA. RefSeq names its product family with sequence similarity 177 member A1 (gene FAM177A1). The record is from RefSeq and is a predicted model, not a curated record. NCBI's taxonomy places the organism in Eukaryota, Metazoa, Chordata, Aves, Anseriformes, Anatidae.
GGCGGUGUGGCGGGCGGUGCCGCCCGGCUGCUCGCCUCCCUGGGCCGCGGCGGGCCCGCUGCCGCCCUCCCCCGGCGCCUCGGCGGGCGGGAGGGAGAUGGAGCAGGGGCUGUCCGCCAUCACCCUGUACUGCGCCCCCGCCGCCGGCCCCGCGGCUGCCGCCUGCGCCAUGGAGCCCGAGCCGCAACUUGCAAAUGGAGAUAGAGGCUUUGAGAAUGUGGAGCUGGGUGUCAUAGGGAAGAAGAAGAAAGUUCCCAGAAGGGUUAUUCAUUUUGCAAGUGGAGAAACAAUGGAAGAAUACAGCACAGAUGAAGAGGAAGAUGAACAAGAGAAGAAAGACCUGUUGCCUCCCGUAGAUCCUACAACGCUCACAUGGGGACCCUACUUGUGGUUUCAUAUGCUAAGAGUUGCCACAUCAACCUUAUCAGUGUGUGACUUCCUUGGAAAGAUUGCAUCUGUUUUGGGGAUAAGCACACCAAAAUACCAAUAUGCUAUUGAUGAGUAUUACAGAAUGAAGAAAGAGGAGGAAGAGGAGGAACAAGAAAACAAGUUAUCAGAAGAAGCAGAAAGACAGCAUCAGGAGCAGCAGAACAAGGCACAAGCUGAAGCUCCUGUCCAGACAGACCAGCCUGAAUCAACAACAUGUACUUCAUUUGUGAAUUUAAACUUUGAAAAUGAGGGAGAUUGCCACUCUGUUGUGGAAAAUAAACAAGAUGUAGUUCCUGUCCCUACCUAAGUAUAAAGCUCUGUAUAAUGUAGGAAAUAGGAAGUGUCAGGUGUCACGAUCUGGCUAUAAGGAGGAAAAAUAGGAUUAUACUUAUUCAGUGUAAUACAACUUACAGCAUUCUUAUUGAUCAGGAGAGAGCUAGGUGAUGUCUCUUCAGUCUGUCUGCCUAAUAAAGGCUGAGGCAUUCUGCCAAAUUGGCACUUCAGUUAAAAUGAAAAUUGCACUACAAACAUUUGGUCUAAAAUUGAAUUUCUGUGUAAAGCAAGUAAAAAUAUCUUUCCUUUAAAUUGCUGUCUGGCACAGUGGAUUGCAGAUGCAGUGCUAUUCCUCCUUGUGAACACCUAUUUCUGAUCUGCACGUUUGCGACUUGGCUCUCUAUGAAUAGAUUGAUAGGAAUCAAUGUCCUGUAACUCACAAGUCAUUAUAAUCACUUCUGAAUUCCCCUAUUUAUUGUCACUAUUGUGUGCAUGUAUCUUUUUCUGUUACUAACACAAGAGAGGUUAGAUUUAACGUUAAUUAGAUUUAAGGGCCUAAUGGAACACUUUCCUUUUCUUUUUUUAACUCUAAAGGAGGCUGUAAACACCCUUAAGUAUUUAUGAACUAGUACAAGCACUCUUGGGGGCUAAAAGUGCUCAGCUGUGCUGUAUAGUGCUGUAGCAAAGUACAGAAUAAGCAUCAGUGUAAGAUGCUGUCACUCCAAAUCCAAGAAUUAAUAUAGAUUCUUUACCUGCUCGGAAUUGGCCUUGUAAACUGAAGUCUUGCUAAAUUAUAAUCAAUGACUGGAUAUCGUGUAUGGUACUAGUCUCUAACUACAAAAACUUUAUUUUUAACAUAGGUUACCUGAGUGAGUGUACUUGAUUAAACAAAUAGCCUUUUUAAGGUUAAUGUUUAAUUAUGAAGAAGGAAUGGGCCACUGCAGGUAUCUUUUCCCCUCUAGUGCAGAAUACAUAUGUAACUGGAGAUUAGAAAACCAGGCUUAUGACUUCUUUUUUUUAACAUGAAAAGCAUUUGUUUCGAUAGUGAAACAAUACUCGUUUUUGCAGGUAGCUCCAGUUUUUAACCAGCCCCAAAUACCAUUCAAUUAAAAGAAUUUCAGUGCAGUGACUGUGAUCCUACUUCUACCUUUUAGAAGGUGAAUGGUUUGCUUUGGGACAAUCAGGUAUCAGUCUGGCAGGCAGACAACCAACCAUGUCCCAGUCGCUGUCUAUGCAGAAAGUUUGUAGAUAAAUGAGCGGAAGACCUGUACUAGUUACUGUAGGGAUUGUUGUUUUUGUCCUUGAGACUUCUAAAAAUAAACCUGAAGAGGCUUCAGAGAAAGUUUAUAUUGGGCACCAUCACACUUGCAUGGCCUUGGUCCCACUACCAGCUAACUGAGGAGACUGCUGGAACACCACAGGCCAGGAAGCUCAGCUAUUAGUUUGCAGAACUCAGUUAUGUAUUUCAAACAGCUCUCAGCCUGAAAUAGCGUCCCAUACAACUCAAACGCUUUAUCUUCUCAUCUGCCCCUAGCAUUCCAGCAGUACAGCAAACCUUCUGAGGAAGAUCCAGUCGUCUGCUCUAUUUGAUCUGUUUUGAUGCUCUGUUCUUUGCCUUUUUGAAUUGUAAUGCAGAGGGUGCUGACAGCUGUGUAAAAUCAUUCCAUAGCCCUGAACAGCUGCAAGGGAGAGUAUGGUUCAUCGUGUUGGGAGUUCUUGUACCAUAGCAAAGAUAAAAGCAGCUCCUAGCUCAAGAGUAGGAACUGUAGAGCUGAAGGAUGCUUUGCUUUUCUGCAGAGAAAAUGUCAGUUGUAUUUUCUUUUUUCCCAACUAUCUGUUGCAUCAGAAAUGCUCUCACUGCCUUGGGGCUAAACUUCUUUGUAUAAAAAUGCUGUAUUACUCACUGUGCCUUAACUUAAUCCUUCCCGUCAGUUUUUUUGCAAACUGUAUGAAAGUGAUUACUUUCAUAAUGGUUUAAUUUUUCUGUAAAUGCAUUAAUUGGUUAUUUUAUAUUUAAUAUGAUUUUUGAAC